AUGGCGUUCUAUGAGGGAUUAUUUGACACUUCAAGAACUUUGGUAGAUGCAUCUUCGGGAGGUUCAUUCACGGUUUUGGAGCCCAUUCAAGCGGAGGAGUUAUUAGAAAAAAUUGCAAUGAACGGUUCUACUUGGUACUCCGAUAGAUCUUCACAAAGAUUGGGAGGAGGUAUUCAUGAAGUGGAGCAAAUAUCCGCUUUAUCGGCUAAAGUGGACAAUGUUGCAACAAUGGUGCAAAAGCUAGCUCAAAUCACUCUUCAAAAUCGAAAUAUGAGCUAUGUUUCUACUCCUUCUUCUCCCUCAAGACAAGUGUUGAUUUGUGAUCUUUGCGGUGGGGGGCACAACUUCGGUGAAUGCUUUAAUGAUGAUACGAGUUCUCAAUCUUCUAUGGAGCAUGUUGAUUUGGUAGGAUAUGGAAGGCAACAACAAUCAUUCCAACCGCAAGGGGCCUACAAUCCUAAUGCACCAAGAAACCAUCCCGGUUUCUCAUGGAGUAACCCGAAUGGGGCGGCGAAUCCCCAAAGUUAUGGCAAUAGAAACUCACCGCCGGGAUUCCAAGGUCAACAAAAUUUUAGAGGGGGUCAAACACAACCAUUUAGGCCAACUCAAGGAUUUCAACCCCAAGCUCCGACUAUUCCACCAAGUCCACCACUACCUACUUUGGAAGCUCCACCUCCACCAAAUUGGGAAGCAAUGAUGCAAAUGAUGCUUAAAUCUCAAUUACAAAGUGAGGAGAGAUACAAACAAAUAUCCGAAAGGCUAGAUCAAUUGAGUGCUCACAACAAGAUGCUAGAAAGACAAAUUGCAAAUCAAGCUUCUACUUCUAGCACCAAAGUCACCGGGAAGUUGCCCGCUUGUCCCGAGAAUCCAAGAGAGCAUGUCAAUGCUAUUGUAACAAGAAGUGGCAAGAAACUUGAAGAACCACCUCUUCCGGUUGACAAACCAAGGCCGAGUAAAAUCAUUGAUGUUCAGAUUGAAGAGAAACUUGAAGAAGAAGAAGCUAACCAUCCCGUUUUGAAUGCGAGCCCUCAAAGUCAUGAAAAAGAUGAAAAAGAAAAGCCCGAUAGAAAGUAUGUGCCACCACUUCCAUUCCCUCAAAAAUUCCAAAGGCAAGCCAAAGAUAGUAGAUGGAAAAAAUUCUUGGAUAUUGUUGAAAAUUUGAAAGUCUCUAUCCCGUUGCUCGAUUUGCUCACCCAAACACCUUCUUAUGGGAAGUUUUUAAGAGAGAUUCUAUCUAAAAAGAGAAAGUUUGGAGAUCAAGAAUUGAUUGCAAUGACACAAGAGUACCGGGCCUUAACACGUGAAGAGAGAAGGUUUUCAACAAAGCAUAGAGAUCUGGGAAGAUUUACAAUUCCAUGUGUUAUUGGUGGCUCCACAAUCAAAAGAUCACUUUGUGACUUAGGAGCGAGUGUUAAUUUAAUGCCUUUAUCUCUUUGCAAGAAGCUCAAUUUGGGAGAGCUACGACCGAUCGAAUUCACACUUCAAUUUGCCGAUCGGUCAACCAAAAAUCCUAUUGGAAUUCUUGAGGAUGUUCCCGUUUGUGUUGACAAGUAUUUUGUGCCUUGUGACUUCGUGGUAAUGGAUAUUCGAGAAGACCCAUACACUCCAAUCAUAUUGGGGAGACCUUUCUUGGCCACAGCGGGAGCAAUAAUUGAUGCACGGAAAGGAUCAAUGAUCUUUGAUUUUGGAGAAGAGAAAGUGGCAUUCAAUGUCCUUGAAGAUCCCAAUUCUUGUGUUAUUGAUUAUUGA
Messenger RNA from Ipomoea triloba (trilobed morning glory), 1749 nucleotides. RefSeq lists its product as uncharacterized. The record is from RefSeq and is a predicted model, not a curated record. The coding region runs from base 1 to 1749 and encodes 582 amino acids. The transcript has a single exon. NCBI's taxonomy places the organism in Eukaryota, Viridiplantae, Streptophyta, Magnoliopsida, Solanales, Convolvulaceae.